UGUUUAACGGUUAACCGUGUGAAAUUAAUUUCGCUUUUGUAUAGUUACCAGCGGCUCCUGUUUUCACAGAGGCCCCAUGAAUGAAAAGUUUCUUAAGCCGUUUCUUUGUGAGUAAAUUCAUGAGUCACCGGGUGCUGAGUUUGACCUCCCUUCCUAUGAUGCACUUCCUUUUUGCCAUCUUGUGGAGGAGUUGAGCGGCAGGCAGGAGUUAGCUGCCCGUUAGCUCACUGCAGCUGUGGUAAAGUGGUUUUCUGUCAGCUGGCUGCUAAAAGAGAGCCGUCGUCACGACGGGGGCUAACUUCUCCUACUUUGAGACAGUUCCUCUUCGUCUCCCGCUGGAUUAUCUUUUAUUUUUUGAAAAGCUGCCGAGUUUGUUUACAUCGCGAUGGCGCAUAUGCUUCUCCAGAAGCGAAGACUAGCCGACACCAGCUACCUGUGCUAAUUUGGCGAGGAAUACAUUUACUGCUGAGAGACCGCCUUAAACUUAAGUACGUAAGAUGAACAGUAUGGAACUAGACCGUGACGGUACGUCUCUUUUUUUCACUUUUCAACUGUGAACUGCUUCGUAAGACGUUAGUUCGUCGAUUCAUCUGGGCGGACUUGAGCCAAAUUGUCAACACGAUGUCUAAACUAGCAGGAAAGAAGAAAAGUUGUUUCCAGAUUACGAGUGUCACCCAGGCUCAGGUAGAUGCCAGCCACAUCCCCGACAACACCGAGAGCAUGGUUUACCCGGACGAGUCACGGACUGAGGACUUGUCAUCGGAAGUAUUUGACUUGUCUCGGGUCGAGCAGGGUGUGUGUGACAGGAGCUCACCGGAUGAGACGCUGAACAAUGUUGGAGACUGCCAGGAGGGACAGAUUCACAACGCAGGUCCUGUCAACGGAGGGAUCUCUUCUACAAAUACACUCACUGGUCGUGUUACCCCACAUAAUGCAGGGGGAAGUGUGCCUGGUCCAGCUCAGCCUCAAGCUUCUAGCUCCAACACGGUUCCGGCUGCCAGUGUGGCUCACACUGCUCCCAGCAGUAGUUGUAGUUCCAGGUUUAGGGUCAUUAAACUUGACCAUGGUACUGGAGAGCCCUUCAGACGGGGCAGGUGGACAUGUACUGAGUUCUAUGAGAAAGAGUCAGAUUCAAGUGUUAACCGGACUGUGGACAGCAUAAAGCCAGCUAUAACACAUGAUCAAAGUAUAGACCGAGACAGUGGAUUAGGAGUCACUAGUAAUUUCAUAGUCAGUAGCAGUGUUUUGGCAAACUCCACUGAUAGUGGCUUCUCUGUCUCUGCUGGACAUCCCACCCACUCCCACACUUCAGAUCCCUUGCAUCAAGGCUACAGCUUGUCCCCUCAGAUUGGGAGUGGAGCAAGUGCCUUCCAGCCCAUGGGUUUUACAACUACAGCAUCACAGCAAACACAACAGGCUCAUGUCAAUAUGCAGCCCAUUACUCCCCAAACCUUUCUCCCUCAUGGCAUCAAUGGUGUGCAUCAAGGUGCCAUGCAGCAGAAGCCACACAUACCUCUGGCUACGCAGCCCCAGCAGGUAGCCUAUUCUACUCAUCCCACUGGCUUUUCCUCCAGCAACCCUGAUUAUCAUCAGCAACACUUUGGCUCAGGUGCCCAAAACGUACCCUCAAUGACGUCCCCUGUAGGAUCCUCACCCCCAUUUACACCUGCUUGCACAAGAACUCAAGGGUUCCCUGUAGAUGUAUGCUCAGCACAAGGUCUUUUACAGCAAGUGAUCAAUGCACCAGUCAUGCCCCUCAUUCUUCCAGGAAACCCACUGCAGCAACCUGUCAACCAGACUCUGCCUUCAGGAGGGUUAGGUGUUGCUCCUGCAACCUCUGCAACCAUCACCACUUGCUCUCACAGUGGUGGUCAGAAUGUGCCUGCCACAGUGCCCAAUACAAUCAGCAUACCUCCAGGUGUAUUGAGUCAAGUGCUCAACAAUGGGGGAAAUGUCCAGCUCCAAGGAGCUCUUGGUGGAGCCGCAGUAGGCCUUUUCUCUGGCUUCAGUAACCAGGCAGAAGAUAGUGGGCAGAAUUCUGAUGUCGUACCUCACCAAAGUUCCACCAGUGUAGUUCCUGGGAAAGAUGGCGUUCUGAGUCUUGCUGACGAGGGUCCCACCUUGGUUUCCCCAUCUGUCAACAGCCUUUUUAACAUCCAGAUACCCAUCAUUGAGGAUGAUGACAGUGCGUCUGGUGCCAGCAUUGUUGCCAUCGAUAACAAGAUUGAGCAGGCCAUGGAUUUGGUGAAGAGCCACCUGAUGUAUGCUGUGCGUGAGGAGGUGGAGGUGCUGAAGGAGCAGAUCAAAGAGCUGUACGAGAGGAACUCUGUGUUGGAGCGGGAGAACGCCGUGCUGAAGUCUCUGGCCAACACGGAGCAGCUCAGCCACUUGUCCAGUCAGCUCAGCAGCUCCUCGGCGCCGAUGCAGCUACAGCAAUACCCGCUGGUCAAAAACAGCACCCCCGCUCUUGUUCACAAUGAGGGGGGUCAGAGCGUCCCUUAUCAGCCAAACAUCACAUCGGCGUGAACCUCUCUUCUUUAAACUCGCAAACUCAUGCCUCCUGCGGACUGGAGAGGAAGGUCUGGUUAAUGAAUACAUCUACCACCACCCCCAUAAGCCCCCCCCAAGGGUCUGGUUCUGGUUGCUAUUUAAAAUCAGAGUCAACAACAUCUUUGUCGUCAGGAGCCGCGGCUCACCAUCACAGGACCGUCACUCUUAAGACAGUUACCAGCCUUGUAAAGUCUUAUGGUCCUGUGUUUGGCUGCAGCGAGGGGAGACGCAGCACCUGUGCAGGAAGUGGGGGUUCACGAGCACAACGCGCUUGGCAUGUCGGGACAAAUCAGAAGGCAGACUUGGAGACAAAGGUCUCUCCUUAAACAUCUGGGACGGACUGUCCUCCUAGUGUCCAUGCCGCUACAUCACUCCAGGGCCACGGGGCCAGGGUGAAGAGGAGGAGGUGGAGGCGAGGAAACGCACUGCCGCAGCUCGAGCAGAGCGAGUCGAAAGCCUCAGCUUGUGUCGUUUCCUCAAAGCCACCGUUUAACACGGAAAAAUUCUCAUUACUUCAGUUUUAGUAUUUUUCAUUUAUUUAUUUCAGGGCUGCUAUUUUCAUGAUGUAAAUAAACUGUCAUGGAGUUACGUAUUAAAACCAACAACAAUAAACAUUCUCUUUGGUCUUUUUGGUAUUUAGAAAAUCUGUUGGGUAAAAAACAUUGCUAGAUUAUUUUUUCUUUUUUACAGAUAAAAUUUCAGUAAGUAGGCAAUAAGUUCCACGAUAGAACCAACACUAAAGCUGAGCUUUCAUAGGGAGAAAUCCAGGUUGAAUGUAUAUUUUGUAAAGUAUUAGGGGUUGUACAGGUGAUGAGACAUGAAAUGUGAUGGGAUGUUUGUUUUGUCUAAACUUUGGGGUUUGUUUUAGGGUGGGAUGAAAAGCUGUGAAAAAUUCUUCAACCUACUUUAUAACCAAAGACUAAAAUGAUGUAAGUCGGUCCCUCCUGUUUUUAUAAUGCACAUGUUUUCUACUCCCUCCUUCCCUAAAUAUAUAUACUUUUUCUUUUUGUUGAUGUUCUGCAUGAUCUAUAAUCAAACCACUGUCUUACCUCAUGUUUUUAUCCAGCUCUCAUUUUUCUGUCAGGCUGUGAAUGACUGUGGGAGGAUUUGUGAGCAGGUCGGGUGGAGAAAGUGGCUGACAUGUUGGAUGGGGAGGAGAGAGAGAGAAUAGAAAUGGGUUUGGUGUGAGGGCGAGGGAGAGGCCUUGUGUGUGAAACAUGGGUCACGAAAGGAGCCAUGGUUAGGGUUCUCAUGUGAAUGUGGUUGAAUCUGAUGUGCAGAGAUUAAAAAAGGGUUUGAUGCAUUUGCUGGUUUGUUUAAAUGCAGCGUUUAUUUCACUUAUGUGCAACAAAAACAAAAUAGAGCAAUAUCUGAAGAGCAGAAACUAUUAAACAUUUCUCACUUUAACACUGCAGCCCGCUUGAUUGUAUCCGAUCAUAUUAUGGGAUGUCCUGCCUGCUAUGUCUCUUUGCCUGUAGUGCAGAGGCCUGUAGUUGGCAGGCCGUUUGGUUUCUUUCUCUGUGGCUUAGAACCAAACCAAACUGCUUGGUAAUUGUACAAUCACACCUUUUUUAAGACUUUUAUUUUGGUAAAUGGGCUUAUUUUUUUGCUCUUUGUUUUUCAUUUGAAGGAGAUGCCGUGUACAUGCCAAAUGUACCAUAUGAAAGUAAUCACUGAGCCUUGGAGUGACUAAACAAAUGCCCUUGUAAUGUGCUGUUCAGACGAUUUUAGUUUUCAAUCAGAAAUAAACUGUUUUAUCAGAA
This is a messenger RNA of Nothobranchius furzeri (turquoise killifish), 4313 nucleotides long. Its product is annotated as TSC22 domain family protein 2. NCBI's taxonomy places the organism in Eukaryota, Metazoa, Chordata, Actinopteri, Cyprinodontiformes, Nothobranchiidae. Gene Ontology annotation, biological process: regulation of transcription by RNA polymerase II. The record is from RefSeq and is a predicted model, not a curated record.